CGCCCGCCACCCACACGACACACGGCCGCGGCCACGGCCCAGCCAAGAAACAUUACACCGUCCUCAGCUGCCGCUUGCACUACCCUGUUGACUGUUAAAAAGUACUUGUGUACUGUCGUUCUUGUUCUGUCUUGCCCAGUCAUCUUAUAAUACUCUCUUUAAGGCCUUUUUCUUUCUCGAUCGUCCAUACAUCUUUCUGCUCAAAUUUAGAACUGUCAAAAUGCAUCCCAAAAGCUUGUUAGUCAUAUUAUCAGCCUUGGGUCUUACCUCCGCCUCCCCUUUACGACGUAGAUGCGGUAGUAGUGUUAGCAACAGCACUGUGCCGACCCCUACUAACCCUGCUCCUGCACCUCCGGUGGCAGCUGUCCCUACUUUGCCCACCACCGGUUCUGGUACCCAACUCGCCGGUCCCGACGCCGCUACACUAAAGCACAUCCUCGUUGGCCACGGGAUUCAAAACUACACAUGUAGCGCAGAAGGGGCCACAGCCGCAUCCAUUGGUGCUCUAGCAGUAGUAUGGGAGAUCACAGACCUGUACCCUGGAGCCUCCCCGUCUUCCCUCUCCGCAGAUGAUUUCGAUGCCUUCGCCUCCACGGUACUACGCAAGACAGAUAUGCCAAUUAACCUGGCCGCAGCAGAAGAUGGUUCUCCAUUUCCGGCACCUGUAGACCUCACAGUAGAGGGUAUACCCAACCCUCUAAAGUUCCUAGGGCAUCACUUCUUCGACGCAGCGAACACCCCCACGUUUGACCUGUCGGGUGCAGACGACGGCGAACUAUUCAAGGGGAAGAAGGACGCGGCUGUACCGGCACCAAGCGACGCUGAUAAGGGCGCCGACCCGGCCACCGGCGCCGUGGACUGGCUACGUCUAAGCGACAAGGGCACGAGCACCGGCGUAAGCCUCGUGUAUCGCGUACUCACUGCCGGCGGAAACCCCGAGGCAUGUGGCGGUGCCGGUCAGACUCAGAGCGUACCGUACGCUGCACAGUACUGGAUCUACGAAAAUUAGACGCACCUGACAGGUUUUCAGAGAAAAGAAAAAUAAGAAAUAGGAAGCAACAAACAAUAGGAAAAUGCCUGGGCGGUGAAUCUGAUUUGUUAUUGGGCUGGACUCGGGAUUCCUGGUGGGCCGGGGCUACCUAGAUCACGGCGUUAUGGUUUGGUUUGCGAGGACGCGAGGACGAGGCGAUAAGAGUCGGGUAGGCGAUGAUACAUUCUUAAGCUGGACUACCUAGUACCUACCUAUAUUUAGGUACCGUUGUAUUUACUUUUCAUCG
Molecule: messenger RNA, 1277 nt
Organism: Daldinia vernicosa
Lineage: Eukaryota; Fungi; Ascomycota; Sordariomycetes; Xylariales; Hypoxylaceae
Exons: 2
Coding region: 221-1009 (262 amino acids)
Source: RefSeq, a predicted model, not a curated record